Messenger RNA from Gorilla gorilla gorilla (western lowland gorilla), 2556 nucleotides. It is a transcript of the gene LYPLA1, whose product is annotated as lysophospholipase 1. Gene Ontology annotation, cellular component: cytoplasm. Gene Ontology annotation, molecular function: carboxylic ester hydrolase activity; palmitoyl-(protein) hydrolase activity. Lineage: Eukaryota; Metazoa; Chordata; Mammalia; Primates; Hominidae. The record is from RefSeq and is a predicted model, not a curated record. Bases 180 to 872 code for a protein of 230 amino acids. Gene Ontology annotation, biological process: protein depalmitoylation. The transcript has 9 exons.
AGGGCAGGGCGGACCCUGGACGCGCGGGCGCGCGCGGAAGGUAGCGCGGGGCCGCGUUGGCGCGCACGCGCCUGAGCGUGCGCCCGGUGGGGCCGGCCGGGACUCGCCGCUCGCACGCCCUUGGGCCGCGGCCGGGCGCCCGCUCUUCCUUCCGCUUGCGCUGUGAGCUGAGGCGGUGUAUGUGCGGCAAUAACAUGUCAACCCCGCUGCCCGCCAUCGUGCCCGCCGCCCGGAAGGCCACCGCUGCGGUGAUUUUCCUACAUGGAUUGGGAGAUACUGGGCACGGAUGGGCAGAAGCCUUUGCAGGUAUCAGAAGUUCACAUAUCAAAUAUAUCUGCCCGCAUGCGCCUGUUAGGCCUGUUACAUUAAAUAUGAACAUGGCUAUGCCUUCAUGGUUUGAUAUUAUUGGGCUUUCACCAGAUUCACAGGAGGAUGAAUCUGGGAUUAAACAGGCAGCAGAAAAUAUAAAAGCUUUGAUUGAUCAAGAAGUGAAGAAUGGCAUUCCUUCUAACAGAAUUAUUUUGGGAGGGUUUUCUCAGGGAGGAGCUUUAUCUUUAUAUACUGCCCUUACCACGCAGCAGAAACUGGCAGGUGUCACUGCACUCAGUUGCUGGCUUCCACUUCGGGCUUCCUUUCCACAGGGUCCUAUCGGUGGUGCUAAUAGAGAUAUUUCUAUUCUCCAGUGCCACGGGGAUUGUGACCCUUUGGUUCCCCUGAUGUUUGGUUCUCUUACGGUUGAAAAACUAAAAACAUUGGUGAAUCCAGCCAAUGUGACCUUUAAAACCUAUGAAGGUAUGAUGCACAGUUCGUGUCAACAGGAAAUGAUGGAUGUCAAGCAAUUCAUUGAUAAACUCCUACCUCCAAUUGAUUGACGUCACUAAGAGGCCUUGUGUAGAAGUACACCAGCAUCAUUGUAGUAGAGUAUAAACCUUUUCCCAUGCCCAGUCUUCAAAUUUCUAAUGUUUUGCAGUGUUAAAAUGUUUUGCAAAUACAUGCCAAUAACACAGAUCAAAUAAUAUCUCCUCAUGAGAAAUUUAUGAUCUUUUAAGUUUCUAUACAUGUAUUCUUAUAAGACGACCCAGGAUCUACUAUAUUAGAAUAGAUGAAGCAGGUAGCUUCUUUUUUCUCAAAUGUAAUUCAGCAAAAUAAUACAGUACUGCCACCAGAUUUUUUAUUACAUCAUUUGAAAAUUAGCAGUAUGCUUAAUGAAAAUUUGUUCAGGUAUAAAUGAGCAGUUAAGAUAUAAACAAUUUAUGCAUGCUGUGACUUAGUCUAUGGAUUUAUUCCAAAAUUGCUUAGUCACCAUGCAGUGUCUAUAUUUUUAUAUAUGUGUUCAUAUAUACAUAAUGAUUAUAAUACAUAAUAAGAAUGAGGUGGUAUUACAUUAUUCCUAAUAAUAGGGAUAAUGCUGUUUAUUGUCAAGAAAAAGUAAAAUCGUUCUCUUCAGUUAAUGGCCCUUUUAUUUUGGGACCAGGCUUUUAUUUUCCCUGAUAUUAUUUCUAUUUAAUACUCUUUUCUCUCAAGAAAAAAAAAAUUUGUUUUUUCUUUAUUGUCCUUCAUAGCAGACCAAGUAUUGCCUCUCUGCAAUAGACAGCUACUGUCAAUACAUGCUGUAAUUUGACAUUCUGGGUCACAGAUAUAAGGUAUUUAAAAUCUAUUUAUGCUUUAUAGAGAAAUCAGACAUUAAAACUUCAUGCACUACUUAUUUCGAAUUACUGUACCUUAUCCAAAUUUACACCUAGCUAUUAGGAUCUUCAACCCAGGUAACAGGAAUAAUUCUGUGGUUUCAUUUUUCUGUAAACAACUGAAAGAAUAAUUAGAUCAUAUUCUAGUAUGUUCUGAAAUAUCUUUAAGACUGAUCUUAAAAACUAACUUCUAAGAUGAUUUCAUCUUCUCAUAGCAUAGAGUUUACUUUGUACACAUUUGAAACCAACUACUGUAGAAGAUGAGGAAUCUAUUGUAAUUUUUUGCUUUAUUUUCAUCUGCCAGUGGACUUAUUUGAAAUUUUCACUUUAGUCAAAUUAUUUUUUGUAUUAGUUUUUCAUGCAAACAUAAAAAUAGCAAUCAUUUUAAAUUGUCAAAAUUUCCAGAUUACUGGUAAAAAUUAUUUGAAAACAAACUUAUGGGUAAUAAAGGCUAGUCAGAACCCUAUACCAUAAAGUGUAGUUACCAUACAGAUUAAUAUGUAGCAAAAAUGUAUGCUUGGUAUUUCUCAACUGUGUUAAUUUUUCUGCUGUAUUCCAGCUGACCAAAACAAUAUUAAGAAUGCAUCUUUAUAAAUGGGUGCUAAUUGAUAAUGGAAAUAAUUUAGUAAUGGACUAUACAGGAUGUUAAUAAUGAAGCCAUAUGUUUAUGUCUGGAUUUAAAAAUUUUAAACAAUCAUUUACUAUGUCAUUUUUCUUUACCUUGAAGAACAUAAACUGUUAUUUCACUUCUACAAAUCAGCAAGAUAUUAUUUAUGGCAAGAAAUAUUCCAUUGAAAUGUUGUGCUGUAACAUGGGAAAAUUUAAAUGUUUUUCAUGGUUUCUAUCAAUGUGAAAUAAAAUUUAAUUCUGA